This is a messenger RNA of Cyclocybe aegerita, 1758 nucleotides long. The record is from the annotation of a GenBank genome assembly. Lineage: Eukaryota; Fungi; Basidiomycota; Agaricomycetes; Agaricales; Hemipholiotaceae.
AUGAUGCACUUGCACUCAUCCGCCAUAAACCGGGAAGAUGAACGAGCCCCGCCUGCUCAAGAAAGCUCAGAGCCUGAGGCGAACCCCCCAACAUCAGCAUUCCAACUCGCAAUUGCGAUGCAUCCUACUCGCGAACUAGCCAAGUCUGCACUCUUUCAGAUUCGCCAUGAGACGCUUCCAAAGGAGCAACAAAUAGCUCUGUCGUAUUCGCGCGCUAAAGCUAUUGUCCAGGCCUAUGGAAUUACCGCGAAAGACCUUCUCAAGUUCUCGCCCAAGUUCUGGCAGCUCCACACAGACCCGAUAUCCACUAUGGAUGGGGCGGCUGCUACCCUGUGCACAAUCCAAUUGAACCUGUGCGCGGGAACUUUGGCCCGCGUUUCCAUCCAGCAUCCUACCCCAGAAGUCAUCGAUACCCUCAACAAGGUUUUGACUUUCGAAUAUUGUGGACAGUUCUGCUUGACAGAAGUUGGGCAUGGUCUCGAUGCCAUCCAUCUGGAGACCACGGCCACCCUGCUCGAAGACGGAACUUUUGAGCUCCACAGUCCGACGGAGAAAGCUGCCAAAUACAUGGCCCCGACAAAGCCCAUGGGUGACCCUGCUGUCGCGAUCGUCUUUGCCCGCACAAUUGUUAAGGAUGAAGAUCAUGGAAUCAAGCCUUUCCUCGUUCCUCUCAAUGACGGCUAUACCAUGCACCCGGGAGUAACCUGCAAGUGCCUGCCCCAUCGAGGAGGCUCUCGUCCCAUCAACCACUCCAUCACCUCCUUCAACGAAGUUAAACUCCCUUACUCUUCCCUACUUUGCGGGAUCGAGAAGCCCGAGAAUCCUCGGGAGGCGUUCUUGCAGCAUAUUUCUGCGGUCGGCGUCGGCACACUCGCCAUCGGUUCCCUGGGCGUGCCGGCUCUCCAGGUCGCCUCCUACAUCUGUGGAAAAUACAGCUUGCGUCGUAUGUAUACCGACGCCGCGACCGGCAAACUCACGCCCAUCAUCGGCUUCCGCACGCAGAAGAUCCCCGUCUUAACCGCGCUGGCGCAGGCCUUCGUCAUGAAGGCGCUCCACGAGACCGCUGUUCCCGCCUUCCUGACCACCAAGGACCCCCGCGUCUCCCAUGGCAUCGGGACGAUUGUAAAGACGGUGAUGAUGCAGCACGCCCUAGCCGCCAAUCUUACCCUUGCCGAUCGGUGUGGCGCGCAAGGCCUUUUCGAGUCGAAUCAGAUCACUGCCGUUUUCUAUGACAUUCGAGGUAUCGCCAUUGCCGAAGGGGAUAUUUUGGCCCUUUCUAUCAGGCUCGCGUCCGAGCUUCUCUUGAGGCGCUACCAACUUCCUCCUGCCGACGAUCCCGACAGCAUCCUCGCAAAGCAUGAGAAAGGUCUGUUCGAGGAACACUCCGCUAUGCUCAAGACCAUCGGCAAACACAGGUCCUCCGAUUUUGACCGCUACAUCCUCCCCGAGUGCCUGCCGCUCGUCCAGGCCAUCGGGCAGAGAAUGGCGUACGACGCCGCCGUCCGCCAGAAGCUUGACAAGACCAUCAUCGACAUGUACGUCGCGAGCUGCAUCAAGCUCGACCCGUCCUGGUACAUUGAGAAGAUGUCCAUGUCUCGCUCGGCUAUGCGCGAGAUGGAGGUGCGCGCAGUCGACUGUAUGUUCCCCCGUAUUGACGAGCUCCUGGACGAGUUAAACGUAGAGCCUUACAUCACCGCGCCCAUUUCGUCGGAGAAGAAGUGGAAGGCCUUCCUUUCUAGCGUCGAGCCAUAUCGUUAG